UCUUCCGUUUAACAUUAACGAAGGAGAAUGUGCCACUGCGCCUGCGCGUGCAGGAGCAACCAGGAAGAAAGCGGAUCCGUGGAGUUCAUAGUAUGAUGUGGUCCUAAAUUACAGUGGAACAGGUCAGUUCAACUUCAAGUGUCUUUAUUGUACAGAUGAAUUGAUCUCAUUGCUCAUCCUCAUGAAUAUAACCAUAAAAUUUGUUAAUGGCAUCCUUUAUAUUCUCGCAUUUGAGUGGUUCAAAGCGAACAUGUCACUUCUGCAGAAUUGGCAUAUGUUUACACUUUUAAACAGCAACGAGGUUUCCAUGUUUUGCAGGCUACUUACAACACAUUUCAUGACAAUGAGUUUUGUGAUUUUUCUGACCCUACAUUUUUACUUGUUGAUAGACGAUCAAAUACAUAUGUCAUGCAAUAAAAGGCAACAUAACCAUCUGAUCUUUUAAAUCCAUCCUUCUCCUAUCGAUGGCAGACGUUACGUAAUACACGUAGAGAAGUCAAACCAUCUUUGUGUUAGUCAAAACGGACUUAGAUUCCAUAGCACUAGGUUUCUCACGCAGCAUUUUGGUUUGUGAUGUUACUUGAGAUUUUUGUAAUGUGCCCAGGCACCUUGAAAAUAGGAAAACGGUGUGUUAUGGCAUCCAUCCAUCUGUUUUCCCAUCUGCUUUAUCCUCACAAGGGUCGGCGGGGUGUGCUGGAGCCUAUCCCAGCUGUCUUCGGGCAGUCGGCAGUGGACACCCUGAACCGGUUGCCAGCCAAUUGCAGGUAAUGUAAUGGCAAUACCUUUUGUAGUUUAUUGUUGUUAUUGGUUUUUGAUGAUUAUUUGAGUUAGAAGAAAAUGAACUUUUUUACAAUCAUGACGACACAGCCACAUAACCAAUAUUAAACUGAAAACUGUUUUUUUAUGUGUACAUAGCUUGUUUCCUGUACACCGACAUGGCGUGCUGUCGUUCCUGCCCCUGCCUGUGCUCACGCUCAUCGGUUUACACGCUGGCCUUGGGCUUAAGUUUUGUUACUCUUGGGACAACUCGGAUCCUGCUGCUUAAAUUUGCUGCUAAUGCAGACAACAAAUACGACUUCCUCCCAGCGUCUGUCAACAUGCUGGCGGAGGCGCUCAAACUGCUCUUCUGCCUUGCGAUGUCUAUCAGGGUGUUUAUUCAAGAGGGACGCUCCUGCAGAGAUCUACGAUGCUCUUCGGCCUCUUCGCUCCUCAGCUCUUUGAAAUGGGCUGUCCCCGCAUUCCUCUACUUUCUCGACAACCUCAUCAUUUUCUACGUGAUGACCUACCUGCAGCCUGCCAUGGCAGUCUUGUUCUCCAACUUUGUUAUCCUCACCACAGCCGUUCUCUUCAGACUUGUCCUCAAGAGGCGGCUGUCCUGGGUGCAGUGGGCGGCGUUGGUCAUACUAUUCCUGUCCAUCGUCUCUCUGACGACAGGGUCAGGCGGCGGCCAGAAGUCAUCUAUGUCGGUGCCGGGAGUCCGCUUGAGGCCCAUAUCCACACCGUCCAACUCCUGCCUGCUGUACACACAGCUGCUGGAGCAGAUGAAGAACAGCAGUGCCACCGCCUCGUGGAUGUCGACGUUGCCUGGCCAGGCCUGGCGGGACAGCCUGGUGGAAAAGUUUCGCUCGCUGGGCAUGGGCCACGUCCUGCUCUUGCUGCAGUGCUUCAUCUCAGCCAUGGCCAACAUUUACAAUGAGAAGAUCUUAAAGGAAGGAGACCAGCUCACUGAGAGCAUCUUCAUUCAGAAUAGUAAACUGUACGCCUUUGGUGUGGUGUUUAACGGUCUGACCCUCGUUACUGGGCAAGAGUCCCGAGGCCUCACUGUCCACUGUGGCCUCCUUUAUGGACACAACGUCUACUCUCUAGCCCUGGUGGUCAUCACAGCGACCCUGGGCCUCUCUGUGGCCUUCAUUUUGAAAUUCCGAGACAACAUGUUCCACGUGCUGACGAGCCAGAUCACCACCGUCUUGGUGACCGCCCUCUCGCUCUUCCUCUUCGACUUCCGGCCUUCUCUGGACUUCUUCCUGCAGGCCCCCGUGGUGCUGCUGGCCAUCUUUAUCUAUAACGCCAGCCGGCCGCGGGACCUGGAGUACAGCCUGCAGCAGGAAAAGCUGCGGGUCAUCAACGGGGAGGUGUUAAAGAGGUCCAGAGGGGAUGGCGAAGAGCUGGAGCUGCUGACCAAGGCCAAUACAGACAGCGACUCUGAAGACUCGUCUUUGUAAUACAGAGACGCAGACUGCUUGCAGUGUUCACAAAGGAGGCACAUUGUCCAUGCACAUGCUGUUUGCAAGGUUUAUUCUAUGAUUAUUAUUUUUUGCUGCUGGAAAACGUGGCCUAACGAUGUUGUUGGUGUGUCUGAAACACACAAGAUUGAGGCGUUUGGGGCGUUUGUUUUUUCUGUGGUCAAACCUCAACACACGCUUUCAGUUUGUGCGUGUUGGAAAUAAGUCUUGCUACUGUAUUUUUUUUUCCUCCUUUGGAAACCACCAUCUAUUUUUUUUCUCUCUUCCGUUGCCGGAGGAAGAUUUGUCUGAGUUUCAGUGGCAAAACCGUUUGUCAGGAUAUGAGUAUGGACAGUAUUCAUGGGACUUGGAAGACUUGUUAGGAGGACCAUAAACCUCCUAAAUUGGACUCUUAAAAAGCACAAGGACUUCCUUUCUUUGGUCACAUUGUGAAUAUUUAUAAACUGGGCCAUGUGAGCUUGACAAUAAACAGCACGCCCUUCA
Messenger RNA from Hippocampus zosterae (dwarf seahorse), 2726 nucleotides. It is a transcript of the gene slc35a5, whose product is annotated as solute carrier family 35 member A5. The transcript has 9 exons. NCBI's taxonomy places the organism in Eukaryota, Metazoa, Chordata, Actinopteri, Syngnathiformes, Syngnathidae. The record is from RefSeq and is a predicted model, not a curated record. Bases 936 to 2222 code for a protein of 428 amino acids. Gene Ontology annotation, molecular function: pyrimidine nucleotide-sugar transmembrane transporter activity. Gene Ontology annotation, cellular component: Golgi membrane. Gene Ontology annotation, biological process: pyrimidine nucleotide-sugar transmembrane transport.